AUGCCGCCCAAACGAGCAGCCCCUUCCGAAGGCUCAGAAGAAAAAUGGAAACAAAUGACCUACGGGAUAACACUCGCCGCCGACGCCCUCGACUCAGCUGCGGGAGAGCUGGUCGGGAAGAAGCCGAGAGCGUUCCAGAAGGAGCGGGAGGCUAUAUUGGAGGAAUUUCGAUUGAGGAAACAACUCCUUACCCCCGACACUGUGCAUGUAGCCGCCCCGGAAGCCAUCUCAGAACCUGAAGAAGAAGAAGCGACCCAAGAAUUCGAAGAGGAAGAAGAAGUCGCACACGCGCCGGCAGAAUACCACUAUCCGAUGGCCAUGACCGAGGAAGAGGCGCUUGAUUUUGGGGAGGACGAUGAGGAGGACAGUUUGCAGCAUGAUGUGAACAAUGUGGUUGGGGAGGAUGAGGAUGAGGAUGAGGAUGCGCAUGCGGACUUUGAUGAGGAUGAUGUGGAGAAUUUGGUUUCGUAUUUGUAG
This is a messenger RNA of Fimicolochytrium jonesii, 477 nucleotides long. RefSeq lists its product as uncharacterized. Lineage: Eukaryota; Fungi; Chytridiomycota; Chytridiomycetes; Spizellomycetales; Powellomycetaceae. Bases 1 to 477 code for a protein of 158 amino acids. The transcript has 3 exons. The record is from RefSeq and is a predicted model, not a curated record.